AUGGAUAUCCUAUUCUAUUACGGCUUGUUUCUCUUGCUCUUGUAUUUCCUUCAAAAAUAUUUCCUCCAAAUUAAAAGAAACCUCCCACCAAGUCCUCCUUUGUCCCUACCCAUAAUAGGCCAUCUCUACCUUUUAAAGAAACCUCUUCAUCGAACCCUGGCCAAACUAUCCCAUCAAUAUGGUUCUAUUCUGUUAAUCAGGUUCGGCUCUCGCCGGGUAAUCCUUGUAUCUUCCCCUUCUGCUGCAGAGGAAUGCUUCACCAAAAACGACAUCAUUUUUGCCAACCGCCCUCACCUCCUUGCGGGGAAGCACCUUGGCUAUGAUUAUACCACCCUUGUUUGGGCCUCAUAUGGCCAUCAUUGGCGCAACUUAAGACGCAUAGCUUCAAUUGAAAUCUUGUCAUCUAAUCGCCUACAGAUGUUUUAUGGCAUCCGUCUUGACGAGGUCAGGCUAUUGUGUAAAAGGCUUUUUCGAGGGUCAAAGGGCGAACAGCAUCAGACUGUAAACAUGAAAUCCAUGUUUUUCGAGAUGACUCUAAAUGUUAUGAUGAGGAUGAUUGCUGGCAAACGAUAUUAUGGAGAGAAUAUAGCAGAAUUGGAGGAAGCAAAAAAAUUCAAAGAAAUUUUGACCGAGACCUUUCGCUUGAGUGGGGCUACUAAUAUUGUAGAUUUUUUGCCGUUUCUGAAGUGGGCUGGAUCGAAUAAGGUUGAAAAGAGUUUAGUAAUAUUGCAGAGAAAGCGAGAUAAGUUCAUGCAGGAUUUGAUUGAAGAGCACCGGCAUAUUAGGAAUAGCUUUGCUUCUCCAGAGAGGAGUAAGACCAUGAUCGAUGUGCUAUUAUCACUACAAGAAAAUGAGCCAGAAUACUACACAGAUAAUAUUAUCAGAGGCAUGAUGCAAGUCAUGUUAUCAGCAGGCUCUGAUACCUCAGCUGGAACUAUGGAAUGGGCACUGUCAAAUUUGCUAAACAAUCCAAAGAUCAUUCUACAUACUCAGGAAGAAAUUGACACAAACGUGGGGCAAAGUAGGCUAACUGGGGAAUCAGAUAUCGCCAAAUUUCCAUAUCUCUAUGGCAUUAUGAAAGAAACCCUCCGAAUGUACCCAGUUGCUCCAGUACUAGUACCACAUGAGUCAUCAGAAGAGUGCAGUAUAGGAGGUUUUCACGUCCCGGGUGGCACAAUGUUAUUGGUGAACAUGUGGGCCAUUCAAAAUGACACUAACUUAUGGGAAGAGCCGUCAAAAUUCAAGCCAGAGAGAUUUCAAGGACUGAAAGAAGAAAGGGAUAAGUACAUGUUGUUGCCAUUUGGAGCCGGGAGGAGGGGGUGUCCUGGGGAGGGAUUGGCGAUGAGGAUUUUUGGGUUGGCGUUAGGAACAUUGAUUCAGUGCUUUGAAUGGAAAAGAGUUGGUGAGGAGAUGGUGGACAUGAGUGAAGGUACUGGGCUUACCAUGCCCAAAGCUCAACCUCUGUUUGCAAUGUGUAGGCCACGCCCAGUUAUGACGAAACUCCUUUCCCAACUCUAA
This is a messenger RNA of Pistacia vera, 1518 nucleotides long. Its product is annotated as cytochrome P450 81Q32-like. Bases 1 to 1518 code for a protein of 505 amino acids. The transcript is spliced from 2 exons. Gene Ontology annotation, molecular function: iron ion binding; oxidoreductase activity, acting on paired donors, with incorporation or reduction of molecular oxygen; monooxygenase activity. Lineage: Eukaryota; Viridiplantae; Streptophyta; Magnoliopsida; Sapindales; Anacardiaceae. The record is from RefSeq and is a predicted model, not a curated record.